AUGAAGUUUAUCCUCUUCUGGGCUCUUUUGAACCUAUCUGUUGCUCUGGCCUAUGAUCCAGAUUACCAACAUGGCACUGCUCCCCCCUACCUGGUCUACUUGAAAUCUGAUUACUUGCCCUGUGUUGGGGCUCUGGUCCACCCUCUUUGGGUGAUCACAGCUGCACAUUGCAACUUACCAAAACUUCGGGUGAUGUUAGGGAUUACAAAUCCAUCAAAUCCUGAUGAAAAGGAUGUACAAGUUGUUGGCUAUGAGAGGAUGAUCCAUCAUCCACGCUUCUCAGUUACUGCUAUUGAGAAUGACCUCAUGUUAAUCAAGCUGAGAGAAAAUAUUGAACUCAAUGACUAUGUGAAAGUGGUCAGUCUGCCUGAAGAACCUGUCCGUGAGGAAGCCAUGUGCAUGGUCUCCACGUGGGCCUACAAUCUAUGUGAUGACUCCAAGGAGCCCGACUCACCACAGAGUGUGAACAUAUCUGUAAUCUACAGGGAUGAGUGCCUCGAUGCCUAUAAAACCCAAAGGAUCCAAGAAAAUAUGCUGUGUCUGGGCAUUGUGCCAGGAAGGAGGCUGCCCUGCAAGGAAGUCACAGCCGCCCCAGCAGUCUGCAAUGGGGUACUUCAAGGAAUAUUGACUUUUUUAGAUGGAUGUGUUUUGAGAGCUGAUGUUGGAAUCUACACCAACAUCUUUAAAUACAUGUCCUGGAUUAGAAAUACAAUCAGAGACAACUGA
Messenger RNA from Nyctereutes procyonoides (raccoon dog), 726 nucleotides. RefSeq names its product serine protease 58-like. Gene Ontology annotation, biological process: proteolysis. The record is from RefSeq and is a predicted model, not a curated record. NCBI's taxonomy places the organism in Eukaryota, Metazoa, Chordata, Mammalia, Carnivora, Canidae. The transcript has 5 exons. Gene Ontology annotation, molecular function: serine-type endopeptidase activity. Bases 1 to 726 code for a protein of 241 amino acids.